AUGGAAAACAACUGUGUUUCCCAGCAUGCCACAGCAGUGGAGGUGUACGAGGGGGCUGAGUCUGUGCUGCUGCCCUGUCAGCUACUAGCUGCUCCCAGUGAGUUCACAGCAGCAGUGUGGGAUCGCAAGGACCUCAACAUCCCAUCAGUCCAUGUUCGUGUGAAGAGUGGUGAUGAUUUGGAUGACCAAAACCAGCGUUACACCAACCGAACAUCAAUGAGUGCUGAUGCUCUGCAAACUGGAAACCUCAGCCUCACUCUGAGAAACCCGACAGUCUCUGACAGUGGAACCUACACCUGCAUCCUCCGCAUCACUGGACGAGAUGUGAGCUGGACUUACUUACAACUGAAGGUCACAGAACCUCCUCCUCCACCUCCUCCAGUCUGGCCCAAAGUUCUCUCAGCUGUCUUGGUUCCUGUGGUUGUCCUGGCUAUUUGCUGUGGUAUCGGCAUGUUUUGUGGAUAUAGAAGGCUGAAAAAUAAAGAGGUUCGUGAGGUGGAGGUGGGUUCAGGUGUGAAGUUUGCCAAGCUGCCCUGCAAAGUUACAGUUCACCUGUCUAAGGAAAAUAAGAUUGUGUGGAAGGACAGAGAUGGCAGGAUAGUUCACGUGUAUCAGAAAGACUCUGAGCAGCCUGAAAAACCACACAGACGUUACAGGAACCGAACAGAAAUGAUUGAAGACCCACUGAGGACUGGUGACCUCAGUCUGACCCUGACAUACCCCACAGAAACUGACACAGACACCUACACCUACACAAUCUACAACAGGGAGGAAAAAGUCCUGAUGGAGAAAAAGGUGGAGCUGAAAGUCAGAGACUGUCAUGUAGAAGUGAAAGACGGGAUGGAGUCUGUUUGUCUGCCCUUUCAAACCACAGAAAACCUGCUUGAAGACACUGAAGUGGUGUGGAAAUGCCUUGAACCCAAGUACAUGAAGGUCUACGUGUAUGAGAACUGCUCUAACCAUCCUGACAAACAGGACGACCAUUACAAAGGUCGCACUAAGAUGAAGAAGGACCUGCUGACCACUGGAGACCUCAGUCUGACCCUGACAAACCCCACGGAGGGUGACAGUGGGAGAUACGGCUGUGAGGUCAAUAACAAGGAAACCUGGAGAUACAAGAGGGUGUGGCUCACAGUAAUAGGGAAUAAUCAGGCCAAGAAACAAACACAACAUCAGGAUCAGCUCCAAUGA
Messenger RNA from Pelmatolapia mariae (spotted tilapia), 1191 nucleotides. RefSeq lists its product as uncharacterized. The coding region runs from base 1 to 1191 and encodes 396 amino acids. NCBI's taxonomy places the organism in Eukaryota, Metazoa, Chordata, Actinopteri, Cichliformes, Cichlidae. Gene Ontology annotation, cellular component: external side of plasma membrane. The record is from RefSeq and is a predicted model, not a curated record. Gene Ontology annotation, biological process: negative regulation of T cell proliferation; cell surface receptor signaling pathway; cellular response to lipopolysaccharide. The transcript has 6 exons.